GCGAACUCCUGCAGGAACGUUAGCCUCUCUGAGGGCGCAUUAUAAUGAUCUCUUACCUUUCCGAUGGACGUAACAGUUCUGCUUAGCUUAAAGUAAAUUGCCUAACUUUAGGGACCAUUGCUUUCUGUUCUGCACACCUGCUGCAACGUUUUUUUCCGCCCUGGAAGGCGAGGGAGGGCUUGUCAUGUAGUGCCUCAUUAAAACACCGCAGGCUGAAAGUCGGCGGAUUGAUUUAUUGAAUGAAUGUUUGAUGUCCUCAUUCACGCGAGUGACCUGGCCGAUAACUGCUAAAUGAAUGGAGGGAGGAGAGGUAUCACAUGCUUUUCUUCCUUUCCUUUUCUUUAAAUGUAUUGAUUAUAUUGUAUUGGUAGUCCUCCGCUCCUAAUGCUGCUUAGUGGUAAGAUAAUCCAAUAUAGUGGGCGGAGGUAAUUGACCCCAUGUUGAUAGAAGCGCUGGAAGGAAACCAAGCAAACCGGGGGUGGAUGACUUCAUGAGUGGCAGUGAUCGGCAGCUGUUCUCUUGUUGAACAGCAGAGGGCAACGCCAACAAUCUCUUCUCUGUUUCACCAAACUGGGCUACAGGUCAUCGCCUUGAUGCUUCACAAAGGCUGUAAGAAACAACACACAGCAGGCCUUUGGACUGAAGAUGAAUAGCUGUGGUUGGCAGAGGCGACCUCCGUGCCGGACAGCCCGCUGUUAUCGCCACUGAUCGCCAGGUGCAUCAGCUGAAAGGCAACAGCAGCUUCCACUGGAGACAAUACACAAAAGAGCGUGGAAACACAAGCACACACAUACACACACUGCCUAAAUUCAUAUGCAUUUUUUUUCACAGUAUAACAAAUGUCCACUGAGUCCACGGAGGGCAUUUUAUGGCAUCAAAAAGGCGCAUUAUUUAAUCCACCACACAAUGUAAUAAUACUUCAAUUGUGUUAUUAUCUGUAUUAUUAUUGUUGUUGUUGUUGUUGUUGUUGUUAUUGCUAUGAUGGCAGGUCAGGCCUCAGUAAAAUAUCACUUUGGGCUGUCUGCUUUAGGUUGCCUGUCUGUGUGUUGUUAUUGGACUGUGUGGAGCUCACUGUACUCUGCUCCAAUAGCAUCCCAAUAGCAGUGAAUGGAGGACUGAAAAAAAAAGUGUAGCCAUGCAUGCAGGAGUGGGAGGAUCUACUCGCUUCAAUCUCGAUCUCAGACUUUUGCAGCGACAGGGGCACAACCAACCAACCGUCUCUGUUACUUCCAAAGAGUUACUGCCGGGACAUCCUACACACACACACUCAUACACACACGCACACACACACACACACACACACACUAUACUAUCUUUGGAUUUGUUCUCAACUUUUACUUCUGCGCUUUUUUCCUUGGCGAGACUGUAAUCCCGUGAAGACAUUUUUCCAGACUUCUCCCGUCGGCUUAGGGGCGAGAAGAUAAAGCUUCCUCGGUCCUCUUAUCAUAACAGGCUGUAUCCCACACGGAUCUCAGACGGCUUCCUACACAGCAUUUUUCCCCCUCCGAUCAGCUCUGUGUGCCCGGGAUUUUCGUGUCACGUCUGACCGUAUUCUUAUGGAUAUUGCAACAGGUCUGGUGUCACUGGAGCGCCUCUCCGCGGGUGAACAGUCCGAGACGUGCAUCAUGCUAGACGGCAUUAAAAUAGAAGAUCACCCCCUGCGAUCGGGACAAGCCACACUCGGAGUUAUGCUCGGGACUGAAUGUCAUCACAGAUCCGUGUGUGAAGGAUGCCAGCGUCCCAUCUCCGACCGCUUCUUGAUGAGAGUCAACGAUUCCUCGUGGCAUGAAGAGUGUUUGCAGUGCACCGUGUGUCAACAGCCCCUCACCAACAGCUGUUACUUCAGAGAAAGGAAACUUUACUGCAAACACGACUACCAACAGUUGUUUGCAACCAAGUGCAGCGGCUGCAUGGAGAAAAUCGCCCCCACAGAGUUUGUGAUGCGUGCUCUGGAGUGCGUCUACCACCUGAACUGCUUUUGCUGCUGCGUGUGCGACCGCCAGCUGAGGAAGGGCGAUGAGUUUGUUCUGAAGGAGGGUCAGCUGCUUUGCAAGAUUGACUACGAGAGGGAGAAAGACUUACUCAGCUCGGUCAGCCCGGAUGACUCAGACUCAGAGAAAAGUGACGAUGAGGAGUUGGACAUCAAGCCAGAGAAAGGCAUAGGGAGCCAGGGGAAGGGGGAUGACAGCAAGGAUCCAAGGAGGCCCAAAAGACCACGAACCAUUCUGACCACUCAACAGAGACGGGCCUUUAAGGCUUCUUUUGAGGUCUCUUCAAAGCCCUGCAGAAAGGUGAGGGAGACUCUGGCUGCAGAGACAGGACUCAGUGUUCGGGUGGUCCAGGUGUGGUUUCAGAACCAGAGAGCUAAGAUGAAGAAGUUGGCAAGAAGACAGCAGCAACAACAAGAACAACAGAAUUCUCAAAGACUUGGCCAAGAGGUGAUGUCUAAUCGAAUGGAAGGGAUGAUGAACUCCUUCACACCGCUGGCUCCGCCGCAGCAGCAGCUGGUCGCCAUGGAUCAGAAUGGUUACAGCACAGACCCGUUCCAACAGGGGCUCACCCCCCCACAGAUGCCCGGGGACCAUAUGAACCCAUAUGGUAAUGAUUCUGCAUUCCAUGACAUAGACAGUGACACGUCCUUAACCAGCCUCAGUGACUGCUUCAUGGCAUCGUCAGAAGUCAACUCCUUGCAGGCCCGCGUGGGGAACCCCAUCGACCGCCUCUACUCCAUGCAGAACUCUUAUUUUGCGUCAUGAAAACAGAAGAGGAAGCUAACAUUAGCGCAGAAUAAACUGCCCAUCUCAACCUGAAGAGCGAUGGAUGGCCAGGACCUACGCUAACAUGGACAUGACAGAAGAAACACCUCCUUGCAGUAGCUCCUGGUUAUGUGUGGAAGCUUACUGAAAAGAUAGUAAAACCACUUAUUGUAGGACAGUGACGAUUCCUGGGGGAAAGACUUAAAUAUUGUUAGAGAUUAUUUGGUAGGAUUGCUUAUUUGUCACAGGAAAUAUUACUCUUUUCUUUGUUCACUUAAAGGAAAUAAGUAGAUAUUGAAGCCACUGAUUACACACUCUCAAGCCAAAUAACACAAAGAAUUUAUACAGUGCAUGAUCAAUUGUAAACAAAAAGUUUUUGUAAGCUCCCCCCUCCCUCCCUUCCUCCCCCAGUUAAGAUGUGGUGUUUGGACUGUUUCUUCUUUCACACUACAUGGGAUUCCAUGUUCACCGUUAGCAUUUUGAUCACUUUCCAUAGGUUUAGAUAUUGUGUUAAUAGUAAAUAGGUGCAGCAUGUCUGCAAGAGUGACUGUACAUUUGUGUAUGUAUGAGAGAAAGAACUGUUUAGCUGAGACAAAAGUGGAGAAUUUGGUGGACAAGUAGGAUCAGUGAAGUGUAAAUACUUUCCCCAGGCAAAUUGGAUGUGCAUGUUAAAAAUGGAAAGCAUUCUAUUUAUUUAACUAUAACAGGCUCUUGAAGGUACAUAUUAAAACUGAAAAGCUUUAUUUAAAAAGGAGAGCAUUUUUGUUGAGGAAUUAGUGAGUUCAUGAGUAUCACAGCUCAUCUGUAUACCUUUUUAAUAUGAAGAUUAACCCUCUUGUUUUUGUUUUAUUCAGCCAAGCUGUAAAUGGGCAAAGUUGCUAUUUAUUUCAUACAGACCAUAAACCUUUUGUUGUCAUUGUCCUAUGUGCAUUAUCAAAAUGUUAAAGUUGCUAAUUGACCAAAGUCGACUGGUUUGAUGAAUAAACAAUGUCUUUCUCCUGAUAAUGUUAAAUAAAUACCAUCAGUGACAAGUCAUCAAGUAUUACCAACUUUUGGGGCUCAAAAAUUAAGCCAGUGUGGGAGUGCCAAAAACUGCAGUUGCUCAAAUAACAACUUGAGGCUAAUUCCAAAAGAAAGUCAGUCCUUUUGAUGUUUUGCAGACAUGUGAUUAACCCUCUGAUGUUAACUUGUCUAUCAUUUUGGACAUGUGACAGUCAUGGUAUGAAUAAGGCCCCAAUCACACCGGCCUAGAGAACUGUCUGUGACCAUCCAGUAAUCUUUCGUCGUGAGGGGAAAAUUAGUAUUGCCUGACUGGUUAUGGGUAGUUGCUGGAGGUUGAUGGCAGUCGCUGGCAAAAUGAUUGUUAAAGCCCCAGUCACGCAGGCCAACAGACCUGCCAGUGACCCCCUUUCAAACAAUGGUUGCUAGCAAAAAAUGUGUAUUCCCCAACUGGUUAGCAAGCAUACUAGCAUACUGCUGCAAUCGUGGUUUGAAUGGAAGUGGCAGAAUUGUCUACACACAAUGGCCAGCUAGUCCCUGAGCUGCAGUUAAACUGUGAAAAGUUUUUCAUGUUUGUCUACAAACACUUGUAAACUACUAGCUGAGCUGUAGUAAAACCUGAAAAAGUGCAACACAAACCAGAAAUGGAGACCAUCUGUCCUCAAAGUAAAAAUUGAAACAUGUUGGCUGCAGCACUGAGGCUCAACUUUUACUUUGAAGAUGAACCUUCUUCUUCUUCUUCUUCUGGUUUGUGUUACAGUUUUUAAAGUUUUUAUAUUGCUCAGCUAGAAGUUAACAAGUGUUUGUAGACACAGGAAAAAACUAUAGGCAACUGUGGAAAUAACAACCGAAGCUAUCCCCAGGACCCAGAACUUAUCUCUCUCAGCAACAGCCACUGUUGCCGCUGCCAUCUAGUCAGGGUAAAACACAUUUCCCUAGCAACCAUGGUUGUAACAUGUGUAAUACAACUGACAACUCUUGAUCAAUGUGUGUAGGAUGUCACUCGAGAAACUUUAAUAGACUAUGAAUCAUGGUAUUAACUUGGUUAGGCAUCAAACACCUAGAUCUAGAGACCAGUAAGUGAACCUCUAGAAAUCUCCAAUCACUAGGGAAAAAUUUGGUAUAUUGCCCAAUUCGUUGGCUGCUGCUAGUUGAAAUUGGUCCCAACAAAGGUGCUGCACCAAAGCCCUUUUUGUGAUUGUUUUGGUCACUAGCAUUUUGCUGGGGUCACCUGUAGUUUCCAUGGAGGACGUCAGCUUGUCUACAAAUAUCCACCAUUUAUUCUCCAACCUGUUCAGAAAAUUGAAGAAGUGCAAUGCAAGCUGGAAACAGAGACUGUUCACCUUCAGAGUAAAGGUUGGGCCUCACUGCUGCAACUAACACAUUUCAAAGGCCCAAUUUUGACUUUAAGAUGAACAGUCUCCAUUUAUGGUUUCCAUCAUACUUUACCCAGUUAUACUAGAAUUUGGUGAAUACUUUGCCAGUGUUUGCAGACAAGUUGCUGUCUUCCUUACAAAGUGCUAGUGACCAAAGCAAGAAGGUUUUCAGUGCAGCCCAGUAUACCUCUCACAAAUUGCACAGACUUUUCCCUAGCAAUUAGUGGGGGUUACUGACUGGUCCAUAGUCCUGCAUGAAUAAGGCCUUAGCAAGGUGAAUCCAUGACUGUAUGGGUGCAUCAUGCAGACACAGAUAUCUCCAAGUUGGUGCAAACAUA
Haplochromis burtoni (Burton's mouthbrooder) is the source of this 5469-nucleotide messenger RNA. It is a transcript of the gene lmx1bb, whose product is annotated as LIM homeobox transcription factor 1, beta b. The coding region runs from base 1557 to 2756 and encodes 399 amino acids. Lineage: Eukaryota; Metazoa; Chordata; Actinopteri; Cichliformes; Cichlidae. The record is from RefSeq and is a predicted model, not a curated record. The transcript is spliced from 11 exons. Gene Ontology annotation, molecular function: DNA-binding transcription factor activity, RNA polymerase II-specific; RNA polymerase II transcription regulatory region sequence-specific DNA binding. Gene Ontology annotation, cellular component: nucleus. Gene Ontology annotation, biological process: neuron differentiation; regulation of transcription by RNA polymerase II.